Messenger RNA from Trematosphaeria pertusa, 1630 nucleotides. RefSeq lists its product as uncharacterized. The transcript has 3 exons. The coding region runs from base 440 to 1531 and encodes 363 amino acids. Lineage: Eukaryota; Fungi; Ascomycota; Dothideomycetes; Pleosporales; Trematosphaeriaceae. The record is from RefSeq and is a predicted model, not a curated record.
CAGGAACUCUGUUUAAGAUCCGGGUACGUUGGACGGGGCUCACGCGGCAAAAUUGAUUAUGCUCGAGCAGUCACCCAACAGCAGUAAUCCGCCGGCGCGCUGUUUAGGUACAGUGUUAACCGCCCCUAGCUCCUCUGGCAAAGCCAUCGAAAUCAGACUCAAUGCCAUCAAGCUUCGAGUCUCAGCCUUGCUCCGUGGAGAUACUUCAAUUCUUCAGCUGAAGGCAUAUUUCGCGUUUGUGUGCUGUUCCUGGCGCUUCAAAACAGCCACAUGCCCUUUUUAGGGGUGUGUGGCUUCAGCCGCACGCCUCGUGCAACACGUCCGGGGAAGCCAAUAUUUGGACUGGACAGUAUUUGAAUGCCAGCCUUCCCCAGGGCAAGUGGGCAAAAAUUCCAACUCUGAAGCGUUCUUGUCCCGUGCACAUGCCUCCUUCUAUCCAAUGGCUAAUCAGGAAGGGAAAUGUAAUUUCGAGGGUAACGAUGACAUGUAUGGGAUGGGCAUUCGCAUAGGGUACUAUCUCCAAUGGUACGGAGCCAUCCUCGCAGCCUGGAUCGCACCCGACGAGUCGCAAGGCCUCCGCAUCGCCAACUCCCUCUUCGUAACCGCAACCUUCCUCGCUCUUGUAAUUCUGACUGUUCGGAACCACAAGCCGGAAGAUUUACCAAUAGUGGAGACAUACAUCAUCCUUUUCCUCGCCUUUGGAUCCUACCUCGUGCUCGUCCCCGUCUACAUCUGGCGCAUCUUCACAGGGUGCAAUCCGCUGUGGGAUCCGACGCGGUUUCCGAGAGCAAAUCCCGGGAGGGUGUACAGCGUGUGCAAUACGCUGCUACUCGUGACGGUCUUGGUAUUUCAGUUGUGGUUCUGGGUGCAUCAAGUGCCGAAGUUAGAUGGAGAGGAAUGCACGCAGUAUGGAUUCUUCUUCUGGAAGUUCGAUCUGAACUCGAAGUCCUUCAUGGCAUUGAACAUCAUACCGUCAAUCAUCCUACUUGGGAUAUGCAUGACGACGGUUGGGACGAUUGGAUGGAAGAUCUUGGUAAGAGGAAGAAACUGGCGGGACAGUAGGAAAAAGUAUCUACCGCUGGAUAGUGUUCCUCGGAGGCGGAUAUACGUUCUCCAAGUCCUCGAUUCGGCAUCUCAGACUAUCGUCACGACCGUCAUCAUCAUCGGCGUGGAGCUCACUAUCAUAUGGAACGAGAUUGAGGGGGUACAUGACAUAUCUUCCGCGGGGCAAACGAUUCCGCUCUUCUUGGGCAUUGGAGCCGUCGCGAUGGUGUUCUACGUGCGCUUCUUCAAGAAGGAUGCAGAAGAAGUAUUAACGGACGACGCGGCGACCAAACCGAGCCUUCCGCAAUCCAGCUCGGCUCAACGCUGGGAAAUGGGAAGUGCUCAAGCUUAUUUUAACCAAGGGACGACUCAGACAAACACACCGCCGGUUCACGCAACAGCGUGGAAUGAUCUGCCCGGUGCCGCCAGAGCAGCGGCUGAAGGUGGUAAGGCCUGGUGGGGAGGGGCUCAUGGCCAUCAGGCUUGAUGACCGCCUAGGCAUGCACGUACAGGACAUUACGCGACGGCAGGGUUGAGGUGCGAGCUAGAGGAGCCCGCACACGUGCAGCCUGAUGUAGAACAUGUC